UCUUAGACAUUACAUGUAAAAACUUUUAAAAUUUUUGUCAAAUAUAUAAUAUAUAUAAUCUAUACAUGUAUAACAUUGUUUCCAUUAAUUUUGUUUCGGCGAUGUAAAAUGUCUUUAUUUAGAACAUCUAGUCAUCUUCUCAUUAUAAAACUUGAACGCGUGUCGAAUGACAGUUAAAGAGUCAUUAAUCAGAAAUCCUUCCCUUAAUUACUGGAAAAUAAGAUUUAAACACACUCUAACAAUGAUUUGUAAUUUGUAAGAUUUCUCCGCGACCAUUUCAUUUUUCCGCACAAGUCGGAAAUAAUGAAUUGUGCGCACAUGCGCACAAGGCCGCACGCGCCAGUUUGUGACCAAAGUGGCAUCGUUAAAGCAGAAAAAGAAAAGCUGAAUUUCUCUUGAAGAUGAUAUAUAGCCCGUAGUUCUCAAAAUAUAUCAAUACAUUUCAUUUGUCUGCAAAGAUGCCGACACUCUGAGAAAGUUUGUGUAUAAUUACGUACAAAACACAAAAUUUAUAUUUUUCCAUGAAAUAAAUCACGCCUUCAGCUAAAACAAAGAUUGAUGUAUUUUGUAAGAAGAUAAUUUAAAUAAGAAUUUCUUAAAUAUUUUUGGAACAGAAUUGUAGGUGUUAAAUUUGCUCGUCACAUGCAAACAGUAUCUACACAUUGAAACAAAUCUUUGAUUUCCGUUAUAUCAACAACAUGCAUGGUCGCAGACGAGUUUCAGUAUGCAGCCACGAGAAGAAAAACAAAACUUGUAAAGCGCGUGCAAACUUUUAACUUGUCCAAUGUAAAUAUUGGUGUUGUGAUCGAAUGUUUAUUUUGAAAACAGAAUGAUUACAAAAACCUGCUCCCUCGAUACAAUAUAUACAGAAAUUUCCUUAUUUUAUGAUGCUUUGAAGUCGGAAAACACCUGGGAAUCACUUCCUCCGCUGGCGUAUGGUUCGAGUUUUAUUUUAAAAGUUAGAGAAGCAAAGAAACAAGUUUCUGUUGAAGAAAGGAAAAUAGAAAAAAAAAGAACUAACACGUCAGCGUGCUGAGCAGAAGCACAAAAAAACACGCGAAGUUUACUUCACAUGUGCGUAAACAAUGCAUUCCUUAACGUAUGGGGAAUUUCCGAAAUUCUUGAAUCAGAAACACUUUGAAAAUCCCCGAUUUUAAGUCCAAAGAUUUCAAUUUUUUAAUCAAGUUUUAAUCAAUAUGCAUUACACAUUACACAUUCCAUAUUAACAAUAAAACAUGACGCAAAUACACAUGUUAUAAUUAUUAACUUUGUAAAUUGGUAAGAGUUAACAUCGUUUGAUAAUAUCAAAUGUGAAUUUAAAAGAAAAUAGGCUGAUUAAUAAACUUAUUCAAUAAAGUAAUGAAAAUGCAUCUAUCAAAGGCGGUACUUCGACAUUUUUUCUUCGUUUUUGCAAACAAUAACGCAAUGUUUCUUAUAAUAUUUCUAGUCGACUGGACGUUAGAUAAUCAAGGGUUAAGUAGUAGAAUAGUAUGCAAUUCAAUCCAGUAAAAUACCCGUGGUUAAAUAUAUAAUCACGCUGUGUAUGUAAUUUAAGAUUCAGAGAAUAUACCUAGAAUUUCAUAAUAUUUAUAACGUCCAAAAACCUGUCAAGUCAGUAAAAAUUAAGACUACAUGUAUAAGCUCAAAGAAGCCCGUAUGUACACCGAGGGCUAUGGAAGAACAAAAAUUAUAGACAUGUUUGCCUCCUCUGUGUGAAGUAGGUUUGGUUGGGUUUUGACCAGAGUAAAAUACCGAUAAGUUCUGUCAACAAGUAUGUAUAAAGUUACAUACAUCUGUUUUAAAACAUUCUAAAACAUUAUUCCAGGACUGAGGAAUGAACACUUUGAUACAUUUUAGUUUUAAAUCAUACAUGUCGAGUCAGAUCAAAUUCUAAUUUCUAUAUUUCUAUCUCUUUAAAAGAAAAAAAAACUGGAAUAAAAUUCGCACGUUUGUGCUGUAACAAAAAACUUCGCUGGAAGAGUACGUAUGGUAAAACAGGGUCUUUGAGACCUGGGUAAAAGAAUAAAAACGCACACGCCACUGGAAUUUAUCUACGACGUUAACCGACCAAUCUAAACGCUAGCAUACAGAGAAUUUCUAUAGCAAGAGGCUUGCUUCUAGCACAUCGACUUUCCUUGCUUUUCUGGUACGGGUAAAUCAAUAUAACCGCCUUCUUACAGAAUUUGCUCGUUUACGUCUAUGGCCAUGCCCUUUCAGCUCCCCAUGCAUACUAAUUCGUUUUUACUCCGCCCACUCCCACGGUUAGCAAAUAAUUCCUCUGUGAUUCAUGCUGGUAGUUAGAAAAGCUGAGCUGUUUAACAAAUAAACCUAUCAGCACGAUAAAUAUUCUGAUCUUCUUUAAUAGUUGUCAUUGUACGGAUAAACAAAUACGGAUUAAAAUCAAAAGUUGACCAACAUUUUUAGUGUAUUUUCAAGUGUUUUUCUUCUUUACUGUUUGGAUUUUGAUACUGUCCUAUUUGUAGCAAAAUCGCUAAGUGUUUAGUAGAAGACGAUAAUAUUAAAGCUUGAGGUUAAAAAAAAAUUUAACAACCGACGUACGAUAUUAUAUUGUAGACAAUAUAAUGAUAAUUGUGUCACCUGAACGAUUCUGGUAAAUAUUAGAGCGUCUCGUGUGUAUAUAUACUGAUAUACGGUAUCGGGUGCACGGUGUUCAUAUGAUCACUGACAUUGUAGAUACAUGUUACUAUCAUUAUUUAUAUUUUACGUACAAAAACCAUUGAAGGCAACGUGAUGUGGCAAAUCUCAAAAUAUGUGUAGUCUUCUUUAAUAAUAUAUUACAAAAAUGAGACUUAUCUACGUGUAUUAAUCUACGACAUCACGGAUUUAUAUAUGAUAUCUAACAACAAAAUUAGUGCUAAUAGAACAUAAUGGUGGAGACGAUGAAUCCACUAGAAGGUGAUCGGAGGUAUGACGAUACAAGGUACGAUGAUCGAUAUCGAACCGACCACGAUAUGGAAUACCUAAAUGAGGCAAUGCCGGAUAUGCACGGGUCAGGGGAGUUUCGAUAUUGUGCAGGGUGUGGUUGUAGAAUCGAUGAUAGAUAUUUCCUCAUGGCAGCCGACAAACAUUGGCACGUGCAAUGUCUACAGUGUUACGACUGUAAACUACAUCUUGAUAAUGAACUCACGUGCUUUGUGCGAGAAGGAAAUGUUUAUUGUAAAGAAGACUACUAUAGACGUUUUUCAAUAAAAUGCUGUGCAAAGUGUCGACAUGGUAUAGCUGCAAACGAGAUGGUGAUGCGUGCACGAGACUUCGUGUAUCACGUGACAUGUUUCACGUGUUUUUUGUGCAAUAAGACUUUAAUGCCUGGAGAUUAUUUCGGUAUGCGGGACAAUAUGAUAUAUUGUCGUGAAGACUAUGAGAAUAUGAUGCAGGGUGCGCCCCAAGGACAGGGGUUACAGCCAUCUGCUAGCCCGGGGAUGAUGGGGGGACCCGGGAUUGAAAACAUUCCAUAUUUUCCACCAGAAACAAAAAGAACACAAAAGGGAAGACCUCGGAAAAGAAAAAUAGCUGCUCCAGAUAAUGGAUACAGAACGAUGGGUUUUAUGUCGGGAGAUCCAGAUGCGCAACGAGACGGAACCAUGGGCCCAGAUGGUUACAUUACAUCCGGGCAACCACGACAGAAACGGAUUCGAACAUCAUUUAAGCAUCACCAGCUUCGAGCUAUGAAAUCUUACUUUCAACUGAAUCAUAAUCCUGAUGCCAAAGAUCUCAAACAGCUCGCCCAGAAAACUGGUCUAUCAAAACGGGUUCUACAGGUUUGGUUCCAGAAUGCACGAGCUAAGUAUCGACGUCAUGUCCUAAAACAAGAGCAGACGAAAGGUGACGGCCAAGCGGUAACAGAUAGUGAGUUCCGGUUGAGUGACGAUGAGAAAACAGACGACAAGGCUUUUACAGAAAUGAGUAAUAAUAGUUCGUCGUCGUUGUCGGAUAUGAGUUCCACGCAGUCACUUCCGGACAUGCCCGCUGGGAUAACUGACUAUGACCAACAAAAUGGCGGACUGACUGAACUGUUCACUAAUUCAAUAUCUGCGAUAAAUUAACGCUAAAUAUGUGUAAAACCUUUUUCAAGAAAGUGAUAAAAAUUCAAACAUAUUUAUGACGUUCUGCUUAAACAGGUGUGGAUCAAAAUAUUUUUCGAAAAAACCUUUUGUGGCAAGUUAUUUUCGUGAAGGUUUUGUGCUCAAAACAAUUAUUUAAACACACUUCGCAAAAAAUAAACUUCCCCUUUGGACUAAAUGACAUAAUAAGAUGGGAAUAAUGUGUUUGACGAAUAUACUUAUCAAACUGAUUGUAUUGACAUAAUAUUAGAAAACUUAAACUAAAUAGUUAAAUUAUCAACUUAAAACAUUCUUAUUGAAACUAUCUCAUGAUUAUAAUUUACGAUUAAUGAAUAUAGAUAUUGUUUCGUGCUUUGUACUGUGCAGUGCCCGGAUGCAGAAUGUCUAAAUAUCCACGGAAAUGUUCACAUCUGUCAUUGUCUCGUAUUUAUCUGCUUCCAUCUUCCUUUGUAGAUUUCUUAAAGUUUUCUAAUCAACUUCUUUAAUAUUCACUUAUUUAGGCACGUGUUAGGUAUCAAUUAAAAAUCUUGUAAGUGAUAUGAUGAUAUGAUUAGUAUAACUUAAAUUUCAAAAUAGAUUUUUUUUUUGAAUUGGAUCUUAUUAAUAAUAUUUUAUUGUGUUUUUAUGUAACAGGAGCCCAUCUUUGCAUCUUAUAUAUGAUGAUCAAAAUUACAAGUUAACUUUUGUCCAACAGUUUUUUUUGUCGGUUAACUUUUUGUUUCAAUCCGUGAUACUAUCAUUGUAGGCUGAUAGGUGAACAAACACAAAUUUACCUUCAUUCUUAACUCAUGAUUAUUUUAUUCAAGAACAAUGCUAUUAUUAUUGAUAGAUUUAUGAAAAACAACAACAACAAAACACAAACAAAUGCAUGUUACUAUAAAAACAUUUUUUUUUCCAUUUCGUGCAUAUUUGCGUUUCAAACAUAGUAAUUCUUCAACAAAUAAAUCAACAUUUAAAGAAUUGUUAACUGCAUGGCAUAAUUAUGGCUUGUUUAUGUAUCAUGAUGCAUAAAUAACAAAUUUUUUAUUUUUAUUUUUACAAAAUGUUAUGAAAGAAGGCAUACAAACUUGUCAUCCCAUGUUUAUUAUUAAAGAACCACGUAAAAUAAUGAGUGCAAUAGAACUAAGUAAUGUUGACGAUAUAUAUACAUGUGUAUGUAUUUUAAAUUAUGUUUAGUCUGUGUUGGUAAACCUUAUACUUUUAUUACCCAUAAACAAAAAUUGACAAACGAUGAUAUUUGGAAUAUGUAGCAAAUGUUGUUAUGCAUUACACGCGAAACAUAAGAUUCUACACCGCCUCAAAUAUGUACAUUCGCGUUUAAUAGAAGUAUUUUGAUAUUUCUGUAGUCUGUUCACUUUUGAAACUGAAAAGAAUAAAAGUGAUGAAAAAUGUUUGUGUUCGGUAUUUUGUCCGCCAGAAAUUUCUUAAUUUAUUUACAUGGUCAAUUACCACAUUCUGAGCGAAUCUUCUAUCACGCUGAUUAUCAAUAACCAAUCAUCUCUAAAAUGAUAAUUCUACCAUGUAACUUUUUAUAUAAAUAUGUGUCACGAAUAUGUUUUUUCUUUCUUUUUGACGUUCGUUUGAAAAUAGUGUUUAUCAUAUACUUAUAAAUGAAAUAUUGUGAAAUAUUGAUGAAAUAAAAUGCGUAUUUUCAUUUUUCAUAUUUUCACUGUAAAGAUUUAUUUUUCACUGCAGUGAAACAUAUGUUCCGUAUUUUCACUGGUGUCUUGCUGGACUUCUUUCUUCUAAAUUCUACCAGUACACAAAAUUUAAGGGAAUGUUUUUCAAAUUGUUAUGUCAAAAUUGAGAAAAAUGUACAUGUAUAUAAUAAACAGAAAAUUCAAGUUUUUUUUCUAUAAAUACAGGAUGUAUUUUCAUCUUGUGGUAUGAAAAUUAUGAUAUUUCACUCGUGGCUAACGCCACUUAUGAAAUAUUUAUUUUCAUGCCACUCGAUGAAAAUAAAUUAAGUAUUUAUAGAAAAAAACUUGAAUAUGCAAAAUAAAUUUUAGAAUACCCAAUGAUGUACAAUUUUAAUCAAUACAGUAUCUAAAAACAAGACACUGAGUGUGUGUAUAUCGCGGAUUUAUUUUUCAUAUCAAUGCUUUUGUUUAUAUGAUGUAUUACUGACAUGUACUUGUUUCAUUUCUGGUUUUAUUUCAUUUUUACAGAAGAAUGUACAUGUAUUUGCCUACCGACAAAAGUGGCGAUCUCUCAUUUAACACACAAGAAAUGUGAAGUAAAAUUUUAAAAAAAUAUCGAUCUGAUAAAAUUUAUUUUUAUGUGGAUGAUAUUUUAUGAUAAUGUUAACGUUACUUUUCUUAUAAAAGCGUAGACUGAUAUAACGUAAAAAGUAUCAAUCUGCUCUACAAGUAAACAAAAUAAAAUAAAUAAUGAUAAUAAAUAAAUAAAACGUUGAACUUUCACGAUUCACACAUUUUAACCUUUGGCAUUACCCUAAGGGCUUUGAUUUUAUUAAACUGACAUAUAAUCUAUAAAUGUACAUGUUCACAAUUGUUAAACUGUGCUUAUAUUUUAAUGUUUAUAAAUGUACCUGUUUCAUUGUUUAAACUGAGGUAUACAAAUGUACAUAUUCACAAUUGUCAAGUUGUGCUUACAUGUUGACAUUCACAAAUGUGCUAGAAUUACGUGUAAUGAUUUUGAGUCAUGAUAUUUUUCUGUGACUAUGGUAUUAUUGUGAAGAGUAAACGUGAAAACAGAGUUUAUAGUUUUUCCUUGAUUACAGUUUCAAAUAAGUAUUUAACUAUAUUUUAAGAAAUAUUUAUAAUACAUAUAUUAAUAUAUAUGAUCAUAUUUCAAAAUUGAGAGCUCACAAACAAUUUAUAAUUGACAUCACAAGACUUACGUAAUAAAUUUUAU
Molecule: messenger RNA, 6959 nt
Organism: Ruditapes philippinarum (Manila clam)
Lineage: Eukaryota; Metazoa; Mollusca; Bivalvia; Venerida; Veneridae
Product: LIM/homeobox protein Lhx9-like
Exons: 5
Coding region: 2889-4064 (391 amino acids)
Biological process (GO): neuron differentiation; regulation of transcription by RNA polymerase II
Cellular component (GO): nucleus
Molecular function (GO): RNA polymerase II transcription regulatory region sequence-specific DNA binding; DNA-binding transcription factor activity, RNA polymerase II-specific
Source: RefSeq, a predicted model, not a curated record